This is a messenger RNA of Aspergillus clavatus NRRL 1, 465 nucleotides long. RefSeq names its product deoxycytidine monophosphate deaminase. Gene Ontology annotation, molecular function: dCMP deaminase activity; zinc ion binding. Gene Ontology annotation, biological process: pyrimidine nucleotide metabolic process. The transcript is spliced from 4 exons. Bases 1 to 465 code for a protein of 154 amino acids. Lineage: Eukaryota; Fungi; Ascomycota; Eurotiomycetes; Eurotiales; Aspergillaceae. The record is from RefSeq and is a predicted model, not a curated record.
AUGCAAUUGGCUGCACUUGCAGCGCAGAGGAGUAAUUGCAUGAAGAGAAGAGUAGGCUGUGUACUUGUCCGUGAGCGCCGUGUAAUCAGCACCGGAUACAACGGUACCCCUCGACAUCUCACCAACUGUAAUGAGGGCGGAUGUCCACGAUGUAAUCGUGGCGAAAGAGGGGGCGUUGGCCUAUCGACUUGCCUUUGUCUCCACGCUGAAGAAAACGCCUUGCUGGAGGCUGGCAGGGAACGCAUACGCGAAGGCUCAAUACUCUAUUGCGAUACGUGCCCUUGCUUAACUUGCACUGUCAAGAUCGCUCAAGUUGGUAUUUCGGAAGUCGUUUAUUCCCAGGGAUAUAAUAUGGAUCAAGAAAGUGCUGCAAUCUUAAAGGCCGCUGGAGUAUGCCUGAGGCAGUUCUCCCCAGUGAGUCACAUAUUACAAAAAUCAAUAGUGACCCAUGCUAACAUGGAAUAA